This is a messenger RNA of Chrysochloris asiatica (Cape golden mole), 1928 nucleotides long. RefSeq names its product ralA binding protein 1 (gene RALBP1). Gene Ontology annotation, molecular function: small GTPase binding; GTPase activator activity. The coding region runs from base 213 to 1928 and encodes 571 amino acids. The record is from RefSeq and is a predicted model, not a curated record. The transcript is spliced from 10 exons. Gene Ontology annotation, cellular component: membrane. Gene Ontology annotation, biological process: endocytosis; small GTPase-mediated signal transduction; positive regulation of GTPase activity. Lineage: Eukaryota; Metazoa; Chordata; Mammalia; Afrosoricida; Chrysochloridae.
UCAUUGUAAACAGGCGGAGGCUGGGCGGGGUGGGAAUGGGGCUUCUGAGACCGGCCGGGGGUGCCGCGCAGGAGGCGGCUACGGUGGCUGCGACGGCUGCGUGAGCGCAAAGAGGCGGUGGCUGCGGCUGAAGCGGGCGGUCGCGCGGCAGCUGGCACAGAUGUAAUGGAUAGGUAACAGAAAAGGACUUCACCUCUUGUCAGAGAGUCAGAAUGACUGAGUGCUUCCUGCCCCCAACCAGCAGCCCCAGUGAGCACCGUAGGGGGGAGCAUGGCAGUGGUCUUACUCGAACCCCCAGCUCUGAAGAGAUCAGCCCUACUAAGUUUCCUGGAUUGUACCGGACUGGUGAGCCCUCCCCUCCCCACGACAGCCUCCAUGAGCCUCCUGAUAUUGCAUCUGAUGAUGAGAAAGAUCAUGGAAAGAAAAAAGGGAAAUUUAAGAAGAAGGAAAAAAGAACGGAAGGUUAUGCUGCCUUUCAGGAAGAUAGCUCUGGUGAUGAAGCCGAAAGCCCUUCCAAAAUGAAGAGGUCUAAGGGCAUCCAUGUUUUCAAGAAGCCCAGCUUUUCUAAAAAGAAGGAGAAGGAUUUUAAAAUAAAGGAGAAACCCAAAGAAGAAAAACAUAAAGAAGAAAAACACAAAGAAGAAAAGCAUAAAGAGAAGAAAUCAAAAGACUUGACAGCAGCCGAUGUUGUUAAACAGUGGAAGGAAAAGAAGAAAAAGAAAAAACCAAUUCCGGAGCCAGAGGUGCCUCAAGUUGAUGUGCCAAGUCUCAGACCCAUUUUUGGAAUUCCUUUGGCUGACGCAGUGGAGAGGACCAUGAUGUACGAUGGCAUCUGCCUGCCUGCAGUUUUCCGAGAAUGUUUAGAUUACGUGGAAAAGUAUGGCAUGAAAUGUGAAGGCAUCUACAGAGUUUCAGGAAUUAAAUCAAAGGUGGAUGAGCUAAAAGCAGCCUAUGACCGAGAAGAGUCUCCAAAUUUAGACGAAUAUGAGCCUAACACUGUAGCCAGUUUGCUGAAACAGUAUUUGAGAGACCUUCCAGAGAAUUUGCUUACCAAAGAGCUGAUGCCCAGGUUUGAAGAGGCUUGUGGGAGGGGCACCGAGAGUGAGAAAGUGCAGGAAUUCCAACGCUUACUGAAGGAACUGCCAGAGUGUAACUAUCUUCUCAUUUCCUGGCUGAUUGUACACAUGGACCAUGUUAUCUCCAAGGAACUGGAGACAAAAAUGAACAUACAGAACAUUUCUAUAGUGCUCAGCCCAACGGUUCAGAUUAGCAAUCGUGUCCUGUAUGUGUUGUUCACACAUGUGCAAGAGCUCUUUGGAAAUGUGGUACUAAAACAAGUGACAAAACCUCUUCGGUGGUCUAACAUGGCCACUAUGCCCACACUGCCAGACACCCAGGAGAGCAUCAAAGAAGAGAUCAGAAGACAGGAGUUUCUUUUGAAUUGUUUACAUCGAGAUUUGCAGGGUGGGAUAAAGGAUUUAUCUAAAGAAGAAAGAUUGUGGGAAGUACAAAGAAUUUUGACAGCCCUCAAAAGAAAACUGAGAGAAGCUAAAAGACAAGAGUGUGAAACCAAGAUUGCACAGGAAAUAGCCAGUCUUUCAAAAGAAGAUGUUUCCAAAGAAGAAAUGAAUGAAAAUGAAGAAGUUAUAAAUAUUCUCCUUGCCCAGGAGAACGAGAUCCUGACUGAACAGGAAGAGCUUCUAGCCAUGGAGCAGUUUCUGCGCCGGCAGAUUGCCUCAGAGAAAGAAGAGAUAGAACGCCUUAGAGCUGAGAUUGCUGAAAUUCAGAGUCGACAGCAACAUGGUCGAAGUGAAACUGAAGAGUAUUCCUCUGAGAGUGAGAGUGAGAGUGAAGAUGAAGAGGAGCUGCAGAUCAUUCUGGAAGAUUUACAAAGACAGAAUGAAGAGCUGGAAGUAGCCAAUAUCUAA